Ylistrum balloti is the source of this 9177-nucleotide messenger RNA. Its product is annotated as serine-rich adhesin for platelets-like. Gene Ontology annotation, cellular component: cytoskeleton; plasma membrane. The transcript is spliced from 14 exons. Lineage: Eukaryota; Metazoa; Mollusca; Bivalvia; Pectinida; Pectinidae. The coding region runs from base 70 to 9177 and encodes 3035 amino acids. Gene Ontology annotation, molecular function: cytoskeletal protein binding. The record is from RefSeq and is a predicted model, not a curated record.
GACGCAAUGAUUACAAAAUUAACGCUAUCUCAUACACGGUAAACACAAAAGUACACACUAAAAUUAAACAUGGAGAGAGAAGAAGAACCCGGAGCUCCGCACACUUCCCGAAGGAUUGCACAGGUGCGGUCCGCACGGAGCAUGAUUUGCAGAGUAACUCUUCUGGAUGGAAAACUGUUCGAAACAGAUGUUGAUAAAAGAGCCGUGGGAUGUAUACUGUUUGAUAAAUGCUGCGACCAAUUGGAUGUAUUAGAAAAAGAUUAUUUUGGCUUGUCCUAUAUAGAUUCUUCAACUGGUUUGAAGAAUUGGGUUAACACAGUGAAGAAACUAUCCAAGCAGGUGAAAAGUGGUCCUUGGGAGUUCAACUUUGAAGUGAAAUUUUAUCCCCCAGAUCCCCAACAACUUCACGAGGACAUAACCAGAUAUCAGUUGUGUCUUCAGAUAAGAAGAGAUAUUGUCAGUGAGAAACUGCCGUGUUCAUUUGUGACCUACACUUUGCUAGGGUCAUACACCGUCCAAUCAGAGCUAGGUGAUUAUGACGUGGAAGAAUUUGGUCGAGGAUUGGACUAUAUCCGAAAGAUCCAGUUUGCUCCUCAUCAAGACAGAGAACUAUUGAAAAAGAUUUGCGACUUGCAUAAAACACACAAGGGACAGACACCAGAGGAAGCUGAACUUCGUUUCCUUGAAAAUGCAAAGAAACUUAGUAUGUACGGUGUGGAGCUACAUGAUGCUAAGGAUGCGGAGGGAGUUAACAUCCAGCUGGGAGUAUGUGCUACUGGUCUGCUGGUGUUCAAAGAUAAACUACAGAUCAACCGCUUCGUUUGGCCUAAGGUCCUUAAAAUGUCCUACAGGAGAAGCAAGUUUUAUAUAAAACUGCGUCCUGGAGAGUUUGAAGAUUUCCAGAGUCAAGUUGGAUUUAAGCUUGAUUCAGUAAAGCAUGCAAAAAGACUCUGGAAGAUCUGUGUGGAACACCAUUCCUUUUUCAGAUUUAGAGAAAUUGAACUUCCUAAGGCAAAGGGCACAUUCCCUCGUUUUGGGUCAAGAUUUCGCUACUCUGGACGUACACAGUUCCAGACAAAACAAGCCAUGGCAACUGUUGAUCGCCCUUCGCCCUACUUUGACCGUGUUCACAGUCGGAGGGCCACCUACCAUGGGCGACCCACAAGAAGAAAUCGUGAAGAGGUUUACCGUCCUGAGCCUCCUCGUGAUCUACCAGUCCCUCCAGAAAAACGUCCCAGGACUCCCAAUCAUGAAGAUCAAUACAUUGAAGACAAGCCUCCCAUCGAGUCAGAUCAUGAACCAGAGGAUCGGUAUGAAGAAGAAAGACAUAGUCACGAUGAACAUGAUGAAGAACCAGCAGACAGAAAAAGUAGAAUGGAAAAGAUACAUGCUGUCCAGACUCCACUGGCUGCAGUCAUGAUGGCAGCUCGGAAACAACAGGAGCAAAACAAUGUAGACCGGUCACACCAACAUAGAGAAAGCGAUGAAGACUCGGGGAGUUUGCCAGAGAAACCUCCCCUUAACGAAAGCAUGGUACGUACCUUGUCAUAUAACCAAGAACGCUUGUCUGACCCCAGGGACUUACAUCACCUAGGGUCCACUUCAACUAACAGUGUCUCAUUAGAUUCGCUUAACUCACAUCCGAAUAUCGAUUUUUUUGAAAACAACCCAGACAGUGCAAGUAAGUUGUCAAAAAAGAAGUCGGUGUCAUUUGAAGAAAAGAAAGGGUCAAGGUUUCGCAAGGGAAAAACUCCAGGUGGAAAAAAAUGGAGAAAACCUUUUGGAGUGAAGACUGGUGAUGAUAGUAUUGAAAAAGACCAACAAUACUGUCCUUCACCUUCCAAAGACCUGGAAAGUUAUGAUUGGUCAGACGAUGUUCCAAAGCUUCAGAGAUAUUUCUCUGAUUCAGAAGUGUCUUCUGAAGAAAGUAGAGAAAUCAUUUCUGAACCAAGAUCAGUUAAACUUGAAUCGAGUAGAAGCAAAACACAAAAAAGCAACCAUUUUUCAUCAGAAUCGCCAAGAGAUCACCCCUCUACACAAUCAAUCAAUUAUACACCACACAAUAAAAGUGUACCUCAGUUAUUGGUAGGUAAGCAAGAAUCACCCAUACAUAAAACUGUCCCAACAGUUUAUGUAAAUGAAGAACAGGUACACCCAGAGAGAACCAAAUCACUUGAUGAAUCAGAAAUUGUGAGACAUCACAGUUUAGAUUUAGAGGAGACCAACAUUACUACACCAUCCAGAUUGGCCUAUUCUUACAGCUCUUCUUCCUCUGAUUCAGACACAGAUGUUUUCACAUCCCUCGUAUCUUUAGAUGACUCUAAACUUUUCUCUGUCGCAAAAAUAACAUCAGAUUUAGAUAACUUUAAUGACGAGAACACUGCUCCACCUUUACCUAAAACUGCAAUCCCUAGCAAAAUCACGGUAGGUGAGGACAUAGAUGAUUCACCAUUUGUAGAUGCAGUCCAAGAUUUAAACGAGACAUGCAAGAAAGAUGAUUACAAGGAGAAAGUCAUCAAGAAAGAAACAGAAUUAGACAGUCUUUGUAGUUCCUCCACUCCAGAUCUUCAGCAGAGAAGACACAUUGAAGUAGCAGAUCGAGUGAUCCCUGAAAAAGUAAAAUAUAGAAAUUUGGAAACAUCACUGAUGCUAGAAAGGAAAUUUGAAGAAACACCAGUAGAUGAUAAUUUUGAGGAUUUUAAUAGAAAUUGUAAGGAAUCUUUGGAGGACAGUGACUUCAUACCAAGGUCAAAGGAAACCUCCAUCGAUGAUGUCAGAUCAAGGACAAAGGAAACUUCCAUUGAUGGUAUUGUUCCAAGGUCAAAGGAAACCUCCAUUGAUGAUGUCAGAUCAAGGACAAAGGAAACUUCCAUUGAUGGUAUUGUACCAAGGUCAAAGGAAACCUCCAUUGAUGGUAUUGUUCCAAGGUCAAAGGAAACCUCCAUUGAUGAUUUUGUACCAAGGUCAAAGGAAACCUCCAUUGAUGAUAUCAUACCAAGGUCAAAGGAAACUUCCAUUGAUGAUUUUGUACCAAAGUCAAAGCAAACCUCCAUUGAUGAUAUCAUACCAAGCUCAAACAAAACCUCCAUUGAUGUUAUUGUACCAAGGUCAAAGGAAACCUCCAUGGAUGACUUCGUACCAAGGUCAAAGGAAACCUCCAUUGAUGGUAUUGUACCAAGGUCAAAAGAAACCUCCAUUGAUGGUAUUGUUCCAAGGUCAAAGGAAACCUCAAUUGAUGAUUUUGUACCAAGGACAAAGGAAACUUCCAUUGAUAGUAUUGUACCAAGGUCAAAGGAAACCUCCAUUGAUGAUAUUGUACCAAGGUCAAAGCAAACCUCCAUUGAUGAUUUUGUACCAAGGUCAAAGGAAACCUCCAUUGAUGGUAUUGUACCAAGGUCAAAGGAAACAUCCAUUGAUGAUUUUGUACCAAGGUCAAAGGAAACAUCCAUUGAUGAUUUUGUACCAAGGUCAAAGGAAACUUCCAUUGAUGAUUUUGUACCAAGGUCACAGGAAACCUCCAUUGAUGAUUUCAUAUCAAGGUCAAAGGAAACCUCCAUUGAUGUUAUUGUACCAAGGUCAAAGGAAACCUCCAUUGAUGAUAUUGUACCAAGGUCAAAGGAAACCUCCAUUGAUGAUAUUGUACCAAGGUCAAAUGAAAUCUCCAUUGAUGUCAUUGUACCAAUGUCAAAAGAAACCUCCAUUGAUGAAUUUGUACCAAGGUCAAAUGAAAUCUCCAUUGAUGUCAUUGCACCAAUGUCAAAAGAAACCUCCAUUGAUGAAUUUGUACCAAUGUCAAAGGAAACCUCCAUUGAUGAUAUUGUACCAAGGUCAAAUGAAAUCUCCAUUGAUGUCAUUGUACCAAUGUCAAAAGAAACCUCCAUUGAUGAAUUUGUACCAAUGUCAAAGGAAACCUCCAUUGAUGACAUUGUACCAAGGUCAAAGGAAACCUCCAUUGAUGAUAUUGUACCAAGGUCAAAGGAAACAUCCAUUGAUAAUUUUGUACCAAGGUCAAAAGAAACUUCCAUUGAUGGUAUUGUUCCAAGGCCAAUGGAAACCUCCAUUGAUGGUAUUGUUCCAAGGUCAAAGGAAACCUCCAUUGGUGGUAUUGUUUCAAGGUCAAAAGAAACAUCUGUAGAUGAUGUCAGACCAAGGCAAAAGGAAACAUCACUUGUCAGCAUCAUGUCAAGUUCAAAAGAAUCCCAUUUUAUACCAGAGAUUAUGUCCUCUAUGCCAAGGGAAAUAUCAAGAGAUGAAGCGGUGGCAAAGACUAAACCCAAAAAAGGGAAACCAAUAACAUCAGAUGAUAACCAAGGAAUUGAAGACAGGUCUAGAGAUAAAGACACUUCAUUUCAGGAAGCACUUGAUAAAUUUGGAUGUAACAUCAAAGACUCUAAUGAAGUUUGUGUUACUGAUGUUAGACCAGACAUACCCAUGAAAAAGAACCCCUAUUUUACGCUAGAUCAAUCUAUGGAAGAAGGUAAGCAAUCUAAUACAACAUUUACAGACAAAGACAAAGAUAAGAAAAGUGCACCUGUAAAUUCAUCAUAUGAUGGUAUGAGGCAGGAAAUACCAUUGAAGAAAAAUCCUAAUUAUAAGGAAAUGCCAAGAAUUUCACCUAGUAAUGAUGCAUCUAAAUCUGAUCUUGUAGAAAAGAAAUCACAUAAACAGUUUAAAGAUUGGCUGGCAUACACAUAUUCCUUGGAAGAAAAAAGUGUCACAUCACCAAACUUGAAAGUUUCUAGUAAAGAAUGUUCUAAAGAACCAGGAAGUCAUAGCACAGGAAGAGAAACACGUCUCCAACCGGAAGUUGAUUGGAGAGAUUCUUACUUGUCAUACACUCACAAGGAAACUUGGUCAGAGAAGAAGAAAGAUAUUACAGUCCCAUUAGAGGAAACACUGGCGAUUUCUCCCUCUUCCAUACAAGUGAAAAGGUCAGGUGCUCCAAAGGUAGGCAGACAAUAUACAGGUGACAAUGUGUUUGUGAUGGAGGAAAAGCCUGUGACUGAUUUAUCUGAUGUUCUUAAAGUAGAGUCAUCCAGGAUGACUAAGGUAGAAUCUCUUAAGAAGAGAAAUAAUCAGGAUGUGAAGUCUGCAGGGCAGCCAGAUUUUACAAGUCCCUCUACUUCUCCAGCCAUCACUAAAGAAACAAGGUCAGAGAAUCAGGAUUCAGGGUUGAAAAGGUCAAACUCAAUCAGGAAAGGUCUUGGUGUUCAGACAAAUGGUUCUUUAAUGAGAAGACAUAGCUCAGGUCAGGAAUCCAAUUUAGAAGAUAGUUUUAAAUCAGGUUUGCCAGCUAGACCUCGAAGCAUUGAGGUAUGUGAGAAUAUAAAGAUUGGUGUUGAUGGUUAUGAUGAUGACGAGGAUGUUUUGAACAGAAGCUUUAAUUGUGGUGUCAUGAUCAAGAGGAAAUUUGACACAAGUCCUUCUAUGAAGAAAGAUGGCAAAAGAAAACAGUCUGACCAGCUGAAAGCUACAGACACAGUCGGCAGUGAUGACUUUCGAAAAAGCAGAAAAAAUAUUGAAAAAUUAGUGGAUGACAUUAUGAUGGAAAUGUCAGAGGUCAGAGGUGAGGAAUCCCAGAAUUCAACAGUAGGUGGUGUUGUGAACAAUGCAGAUUUGCACUCCAAACCAACAGGAGCCAGUUGUGAUCCUGUACAUAGAACAGCACCCACACCACAUGUUUUUGACAGUGAAUGCAAAACAAUGGCAGGACAAGUUGGAAAGUCAGAUGAGAAAGUAAAAUUAGUGGAUGAGAUUCAGGUGAUGGACUUUUUCACUGAGGCACGUACAUUGCCUCAAAGUGAACAAAAAUAUCCAUAUAUGGAUAGAUUAUCUAAAGACCCUGUAGAAAUCAAACAGGACAACGAACCAGUUCUAGCAGCAAAUGGAAAGUUGAAAUCCAUGCCAUCUUUUACAACACCAAAUCAAGAUGUUAAGGCAAACUAUACAGACAAAGUAUCUACUGCUAAAGAAAAGACUCCUUAUGGUAUAGACAAGACACCUAUCACAGACAAGACACCUACCACAGACAAGACACCUUCCACAGAGAAGACACCUAUCACAGACAAGACACCUACCACAGACAAGACACCUACCACAAACAAGACACCUACCACAGACAAGACACCUACCACAGACAAGACACCUAUCACAGACAAGACACCUACCACAGAGAAGACACCUAUCACAGACAAGACACCUACCACAAACAAGACACCUACCACAGACAAGAUACCAACUGGUAAAGACAUAAACUCCAAUAGGAAAGACAUUACACCUACUAAUACUGAUGAGACACCUACUGGUAAAGACACCACAUCUACAAGUAAAGAUAAUACACCCACUAUCACAGACAAAACAUCUGCCACAGAAAAGACACUUACUGAUAAAGACAAAACACCUCCAAGUAAAGGUAAGAUACUUACUGAAAAAGAAAAGACACCUACCACAGACAAGACAUCUAGCACAGAAAAGACACCUACUGAUAAAGACAAGACACCUCCUAGUAAAGGUAAGAUACUUACUGAAAAAGAAAAGACACCUACCACAGACAAGAUACCAACUGGUAAAGACAUGACCUCUGAUAGGAAAGACAAGACACCUACUAGUACUGAUGAGACACCUACUGGUAAAGACAGGACACCUACUAGUAAUGAUAAGACACCUGCUAACACAGAGAUAACAUCUGCCACAGGAGAGAUGCUUACACCCACAGAGAACAUGUGUACUGGUACAAACAUAGGACUGACUAGUAAAAACAAGCCAGAUUCUAACAGUAGUAAAGAGCCUGUUGAAUGUGGUGCUGAUCUCGGUGAUAAAGCUAAGGAUAACCUUGCAUUAAAUCAUUAUGGAAAGUUGAAACUGGAAGGAAAUACAAAAGUCAAGGAUUAUGUACCUGAAAAUGAAGAGAUAAUGCCCACACAUCAGUCUACAUCUGACUACCAACACAUGGUUCCACUAGUGGAAACAAAAAGUAAGCUGUAUGGCUUAGCAAAGCCAUAUCCAGGUACUGGAUUAAUUUCUGAAUCAGCAUCUAGUUAUCAACUGACAGACCAAGUACCACAUUAUCCUACAGAUCAAACAGUGGCUGCCACUAAACACCUAGGAAAGAUUGGUUCUACAGAAGUCCAGAAGGAAUCCAACAAUGGCAAAAAGCUGAAUGCAGACGGCACACAAUGUUCCCCAUCUUCAUCAGAAAACUUGAAAAAGUACAUUCCAGAUGUAGCCCCUCUAACAGGGGCCAAAGGCGAUAUAAUGGAUAAGAGUGAUACAGACUCGGAGUUUGGUGAGGAAUUUGUGUUGAAAAGACACAGUUCCAAACAGGAAGUGUCAUCAGAGUUUCCUGAAACACCAUUACGUCGGACAUGGAACUCUGAAAUGAGUUUGUCGUUAGGUGACAGGUAUUCUGUCAAGCCAAGAGCUAUUAAAUUUGAUCCCUCUAUGAGACUUAAGGAGAGAGGAACAUACAGUGUUAAUCCUAAAUUGAAACUCACAACCUUGAAAACAAGACCUAAUACAGCUGACAGUUUACGUGAAAGGAUAAAGAGUGGGAAAGCCCCCGUUAGGACACCGGACUUUUACCUGAGUCUUGUGUCACCAGCAUUAUACUCAAGGUCCAAGGUACAACCAGGGGGAAAACCAGAGGAAGAAAAAGGCUCGAUAUUGGAGACCGCGAACGUGAAAAAUACAGUGGUGGAACCAAUACAGGAAGUAGAAGAAUCCUUUGUACAUGAUGAGCAACAAGAUCAGGUGUCAUCAACAGUAUCGAGUGUAUCAUCAGAAUUGAAGUGUGAAGCCCAUACUAAACUUAAUGCUGAUCCCAGUGGUAAACUUCAUACCGCAUCUCAAAAGUUAGAAGAGGAAGAGCUUAAGAGGAAAAUAACAGUACCAGUUCCUUCUCUUGAGGAACCAUUACUCUGUAAGCCUGAAGGUGAAGCAGAAAGUCUUUCAGGAUCAGCAGAAAAGAAACAACCAGAUGAAGAAAAUAAACAUACUGCAGUUCAUUCGUAUAUACAGGACAUCAUUUCCAGCAGUUGUGACACUUUAAGGAAAGCUGCUACUGACAGCAAUGAUCCAUUACCUACCCUAACUGAUGUUUCAAUAACACAAACUGAAAGUCAACCAUUCAGUCCAUGUGUAUCGCUUGAUCCAUCAACACAGGCACAAAAAUCUGGGGAAUCGGGUACAGCGUUACCUACUAGUACAGACAGGGAGGGGAGCACAGGAAAACAGCUGGGAGAGAGUGACACAUCAGGCAAGGAGGAGGAUAAAGGCAAUCAGGGGUACACAAAACAACGUAGUAUAUCAGGAGCAGUAGCAGACCAGUCUGAAGGACAAUUAUUACAAGCAGGUAGUCAACAAUGUAGCAAUGGUAAUUAUGAAAAUCUGCCACAAGUUCAAAGUGAUAGAGCUUCAACUGGCCACGAGGGCACUUCUGUACCAGAUGAGAUACCUGUUAGGGCUCUGUUGGACGAUCCAGAUAGUUCUUUACAUCAUCAGAUGUUUUCUUCACAUUCUUCUGACAGUCUCUCAUCUUCACAUGUAAGUACACCAAUGUCAUCAACAUCAUCACUACUGUUAUCUACAACCAGUACAACACAGCCUUCACAUAGAUCAUCCACUAUACCAUCCUCUACAACAGAGCAGAAGCCUUCCCGCCAACCAUCUGCACCUUGCCCUAAUGUUUAUACACCAUUGUCAUCCUCGUUACCACAUGCAUCUCAAAAUUCUUCAGCAUCAUUAUCCCAUCCCUCAGCUCUAAAAUCUUCCUCCUCCCAGCCUGUUGGUGGUAAACAUGUUGUUUGGGCGGACGAGUCUGAUUGUUCUGUUUCUAGAAAUGACGGAAUGUCAGCAAAUCAGAAUCGUUCCUUUGAUAGUUCAGAGGGUCCUGUUAGUAAAACAAUCGCUAGAGGUGCUAACAAACAAGACGAAAAACCAUUGAACAAUAACAAAUUGCAAGAAAAAGUCAAUAGAGAGUUUCUAGAUGAUGUUAACAAUACUGGUGCUGCUGGUAGAGACAAUUUAGAUGGAAGAGAUUCAGAUCUUUGUCAGGACACUAAGGAAGAAACAGAGGCCCCAAAAACUGUGCUACACCUUCUUACAGAAGUCAUGGUGCUCUUACUUGUUUGGAUGGUCUCAAUCUUCAUUCUGUCAUAUGACCUGUCCACAGGAUUCUAG